Molecule: messenger RNA, 417 nt
Organism: Parnassius apollo (apollo)
Lineage: Eukaryota; Metazoa; Arthropoda; Insecta; Lepidoptera; Papilionidae
Source: the annotation of a GenBank genome assembly
AUGCAUCAGGGCUCCCUCUUAAGCUCCUAUCUCUUCAGUGUGAUAUUAGACGAACUGUCAGCCAGCGUACAGAAACUACCGCAGGCUUGGCUGCUUAUGUACGCUGAUGAUAUCGCACUGGUUGAUGGGACAAAGGCUCACCAGACGCGUGCACGCAUGGAGGGAGGCGUUAAGAACAGCGGGCUGAAGCUAAACGUGGCGAAAACGGAGUAUAUGGCCUGCAACAGCACAGAUCUGAAGUCUUUCCGUAUAGGCGACGACACCGUCGAGCGCACGGACAACUUCAGAUACCUCGGAUCUGUGCUUGAUGCGUCCGGGACAUCGAUCGCGACAUCAAGGUCCGUAUAUCAGCGGCCUGGGCGAAAUGGCGCGAGGUUACGGGUGUCAUUUGUGACCCCAAAAUGCCGGUCAAGCUGA